AUGAAUAGAUACUAUCUUGGCAUUGAUCUAGGUACAACAUACUGUUGCAUCUAUUACUAUGAUGAGAAAAAACAUGUAGCAGAAGCAAUUAAAGAUCAAGAUUCUUCACAAAUUGCAUCUUAUGUUAGCUAUAACAAAGAUGAUGUUGUUUAUGGUUCAGUAGCCCAAAACCAAGUUAUGAACAAUCCAGAAAACACAGUUUACGACUCUAAAAGAAUGAUUGGCAAGAAAUUUAGUAACCCAGAUUUCCAAAUAGAUAGGCAAAACUGGCCCUUCAAUACAUCACAAGCCGAUGAUGAUUCAAUUCGUAUUAAUGUUAGUGCUCGUGGCAAAAAAUUAAAUCUUAGACCAGAAGAAGUCUCAGGAAACAUCCUUAGAUACUUAAAAGCGACGGCCGAAAAGGUAAUUGGUGAAUGUUCUGAUGUUGUUAUUACAAUUCCUGCUUCUUUUGAUGAAAUUCAGAGAGAAAAGACAAUUUUCGCCGCAAAAGAGAUCGCUGGCUUCAAGAAUGUUGCUCUUCUUGAUGAACCAUCAGCUGCUGCUUUAGAAUACGCCCAAAACCUUCCUCCAAACUCCGAAGAAAAAGUUUUAAUUUUCGAUUUCGGAGGCGGCACAUUAGAUAUUUCUAUUGUAGAGAUAAGCAGGAACAAAUGCAAAGUACUCAAAACGAAGGGCAAUCCGCACUUCGGAGGCCAAGAUAUUGACAAAAUCCUUGUUGACAAAUUCAAAGCUGAUUUCGAGAAGAAGAACAGAGUAACUAUCGACCCAUAUACACUACAAGGCCAAAGAGCAUUGCUAAGCCUCAAAAUGGAGUGCGAGCAACUGAAAAAGAAUUUAUCCCAAAAAUUGAGAUGCGAAAUCAAACAUCCUAAGCUUUUCAAUGGAUACGAUCUCGAGGGAACUCUCUCCAGGAAGCAAUUCGAGAUCUGCAUCGGUAAUAUUUUAACUGAAUCUUUGAAUAUGGUCAUAGAAACGAUCAAAGAAGUCAAUCUUACUCGUGAUAACAUUUCACAGAUCAUAUUAGUUGGAGGUUCAUCACAAAUCCCUGCUGUUGCAGAUAAUCUUAAGAAUUAUUUCAAGAUUUCGCCAAUAAACUCAAUACAACCACUGGAAGCUGUUGCAAAAGGUGCCUGUUUGCAAUGCUUCAACAUCCAUAAGGCCCAUGGUUUCGAUCCAAAUUUCUCAGAAACAGGAAUCGAAGAAAUUGAUCCGAAUGAUUCAUCCGCAACGAUGUCUUCCGAUUCAACUCCUCCUCCUAUUCAGCGGAAAAAGACAUUUACUUCUCCUGUCUUGGCUGAUAAUCCAGAACCAGAAGCACCAAAACCGAAACCACAACCACAAAAUAAAACAAAGAGUUCUGAUUCAGAAGACAUUGAAGAAAAUCCAUCAACACAAAGAAGAACUAGACGUAGAAAUUGGAAUGAAAGUUCCUCAGAUUCAGGCGAAGAACAUCCAAAACCAAAACCAAAACCGAAGCCAAUAUCUGAAUCAGAUUCAGAUGAAGUUGAAAAACCAAAGCCGGCACCACCAAGUAUUCAAGGACAUCAAAUCAAACUUGUUGAAAAAGUCAAUUUGUCAUUUGGUGUCAGAAUUCAAGAUGACAAGUUUUCGAAGAUCAUUGACAGCGGAAUGAAAAUUCCAGCGAAGAAUUCGAGAACAUUUACGACAACUGUUGAUUACCAGGAAUAUAUUGAUGUCGCAAUUUUCCAGGGUGAAAGUGAAAAUGCUCUUGAAAACAGAUUCAUCGGAAUGAUCACAAUUAACGAUAUUCCAAAGAGAAAGAAAGGAGAAGUUGAUGCAAUUCUUGAGUUAUCAAUCGAUAGAAGUGGAAUUUUAACACUCAAUGCUUCGAUUGAUAACAAGAAAGUUCAAUACGUUUUCAACAAAGAACUCGGUGCAAAUGAACAAGAAAUGUCGGAAAUCAGAUCAAAUCUCGAAGUCAUUAGAGAUCCAAUGGAAGAAUUCAACAGGCUUUCAUCAAGAAUCACUGGUUUAAAUGAGAAAUUAAGGGCGAAAUACAGAAAAGAAAGAAACAACCCACAAUGUAUCAAACUAAGAAAGAGAGUUGAAGAAUUACUUGAUAAUAUUCAGUUUGAUGAAGCUCCUUCUCAGGAUGAAAUAAAACAAUUGGUCCAACAAAUGCAAGAGGCAAUUCGCGAUAUCUACACAGCUUUCCCUAAUAUCGAUGAAUAA
Trichomonas vaginalis G3 is the source of this 2193-nucleotide messenger RNA. RefSeq names its product unfolded protein binding. The transcript has a single exon. The record is from RefSeq and is a predicted model, not a curated record. Gene Ontology annotation, cellular component: cytoplasm. Lineage: Eukaryota; Parabasalia; Trichomonadida; Trichomonadidae. Gene Ontology annotation, molecular function: misfolded protein binding; ATP-dependent protein folding chaperone; heat shock protein binding. The coding region runs from base 1 to 2193 and encodes 730 amino acids. Gene Ontology annotation, biological process: cellular response to unfolded protein; protein refolding.